CCCAGAGACUACGACGAACGACUACGAGUGAAAAUGAAUGCUCCUUCACAAGAACAUCUAAGACCAAGCACGUGAACAUGGUACCACAGCGCUCUCUCCUGUGUCUGGUGGUGCUGGUGUAUGGUUUUGUGGUGUGUGAAGCCCACCAACUUUGGGUUCAGGAGUUUGUGAAUAUGGAUGUGUCACCAGCACAUACGAUAGUGAAGAGAGCAGUAGACAACACAACCACAGAUGAUUAUGAAGUUUUCAUUGAAAUCUUUGACAUAGCACUUUUCAAGGCAAUUUUGGGGAAUGUAUCACUGCCCCAGCAAUAUGGUUCUAUAACAAUCACUGACAUCACCACGACAACAGUAUGUUCACCCAGUAAUCUCUCAGACUACGAGUGUCGCUGUGAGUCUGGCUAUAUCUGGCCUAGUGACAUAUGCUCCAAUUCAAGUUGUCCAGGUGAUACAAGAGAUUUGUGUAAUUGCAUCACUUCUACAUCUGCAGAAGGCCAGUCCUGUCAGCUCAGCCAGCAAGUAAUAUCAACAACUACUGCAGCGCCAAGUACUACAAUUACUCCAACGCCAACUGGUACUUUGGAAAUCGUAGACUCUGACGUAUCCUUGACAUUCUCCUUCAGCAAUCUGUCAGAGUCCGAAAUUCAAAGGAUUGUGGAGAAACUCAGGGGACUGACAACAGCUGAUUAUCCUUAUCGUGUGUCCCCAUUACUGGAGGUGUCAUCUUUCAACUUAACUACAGUUUGCACUGCAGAAUUCGAACAAAUGCGGUGUCAGUGUGAGGAGUUGUACAGUUGGCCAUGUGAACAAUGUUACAACUACAGCCUGUGCCCUGAUACUACAAUCAACUCCACAUGUGACACUGUUUACGGGCUGCCCACAGACGAUCAGUACUGUCAGCCUUUCACCGCUGCGUGCCAGCCCUGUCCAGAUUCAAAUGAUACUACAACGCCUCCUCCUACUACUACAACGCCUCCUCCUACUACUACAACGCCUCCUCCUACUACUACAACGCCUCCUCCUACUACUACAACGCCUCCUCCUACUACUACUACUCCUCCUACUACUACUACAACACCUCCUACCACUACUACUACUCUUUCUACUACUACUACUCCUCCUACUACUACUACAACAUCUCCUACUACUACUACAACACCUCCUACCACUACUACUACAACACCUCCUACCACUACUACCACAACUCCUCCUCCUACUACUACAACACCUCCCACUACUACUACAACACCUCCCACUACUACUACUAUUCCUACUACUACUACUACAACACCGCCUCCUACUACUACUACAACACCUCCUAUUACUACUGCUACUACCACCGUACCUCCAACUACUACUACUACACAGCUGCCAACAACUACAACAACAACUGCUACCACUACAACAACAACAACUACUACAAUGCCUCCUACUGAAGUACAAAGGUCAUUUUCAGUCACUUUGGAUUCUACAUUUGAUUCUUCCUUCAAUAGUCCAAUCAGUCCAGUGUACCAAAACAUAAGGCGACUGGCAAGGAUUGGUUGUCGUAUGAAGAUUCCAACAUGUGACAUAUUGACAUUAAAUUUUAGACCUGGAAGCACAAUUGUUGGGAUCACUUAUGAUGCGACUUCAUUUCCAGUGACAACUCCAGUAGUAAAGGAAGACGUCGUGCAGGAAAUGAUAAAGACACUGAAAGUCAUCACUGAUGGGAGCGCUUUGGAUUUUCUUACCAAGCCAGUACUUUUUGGCUUUACGGCCAAAAUGGAGUGUAAUCCAUCUGGUGUGAAUUUUAACAGCACCUGGAAUGCAACCUGGUUCAGGAAUGGAGUUGAUAUCACCGAUCCACGUACAGUUGAUAAUACUAAUGGGAAGUCAGUGCUGACAAUCAGAAAUUUUUAUCGUACAAAUACAGGAAAUUAUGAGUGCAGACUCACCAGUGGAAACCACAUAUUCAGACAAAAAUCUACUGAACCACUGACUUUUAGGGAGCUGCCAAUCAUUCAGAUAAAUGCAUCGUCACAAAAACAAAAGUGCGAAGUGAAUACCUCUCAAGUCAUCCAGUGCUCUGUUCAAAGCACUGUUCGUGAUUUCUAUGAGCUCCGGUGGAAAGAGCAACCCUCAAUAAGGCCAGUCCUUGGCAGAAUCGACCUUUCUGUGAAUGUCACCAAAUGCCCGCAAAAUUUCUCAUACACUUGUGAAGCAGCAGACUAUCCACAGUAUAAUAAAACAGUAAGAUUAUCUUUUAUAACACUGACAGACCCUGAAUGUACAAGUGUUGUGUGGGGCCUUGGAAACGAAGGUGACCGAGCUGACGGAUCCUGUGAGGAGGGACAAGUAGGAGUGAAAAUGGCCACAUGUUUGAACCGAAUAUGGGAAGAGGAGGACAAUUGUGUGCUGGAAGAAAUCCAAGAACUGCUUGAUGAAACAGAGGGCUUGAAUGACCCCGCUGCAGUUCCUCGAAUCAUAAAUGAUCUCAAAGAAGUCACAAAUGAAUUACAAGAUAAUAUUACACAAUCAGCUGCCACAAUCGAAGUGAUUGUGUUUAUAAUGGAAAGUCUGGCAAACAUAAGCGAGACAAUCUCAGAGAGAUCAAUGCAGGAUAUCUUAAACACAUCAAGUAUUUUAACUGUGGAUGGGGCAAGACGAUCGUGGGAUAUACUCAACAAUAAAACAUAUCGUAAUUUGAUCAGAUCUACAAGAACAGUGACUGGACAAAUUGCACCCAGUUCUACAUUUUUGCAAAAUCUUGAAGUCUAUGCAGAGAAAUUUGAGAAUGAGUCUGGUAAUAUCGCGACAGAUUUCAUCGUGUUUAACAAAACUGUCUUCAGCAACACUUUCCAAGAGGAAUACAGCGGCUCAGUGCAAAUAGAAAUACCAGAAAUACCUGGGCUACAAAACAACAAAAUUACUGUGUUGACUUUUGAAUCCUUGCAUAAUGUAUUACCUCCAAUUGACAAAAAUAAUUCAGCCAAUUUAUCCAUUAACACAAACGUUGUCCUUGUCCAAUCAGAUGGCGUUAACAAUGUGUCUUUUACCUUUGACCUCCGCAACAACUCUUUGUUCAGUCCUCAGUGUGUCUUCUGGAACUUCACACUGUUCAAUAACUCUAGAGGUGGAUGGGACGAGGAGGGCUGCAGAGUGGUUAAUGUCAAUAAGGACAUAGUAACCUGCCAAUGCAAUCACUUAACCUCAUUCUCCGUCCUUAUGUCUACUACCUUUGAAUUUAGUGAGAAAGAGAAACUAAUCUUAGUCUACAUAACAUAUAUUGGAGUUUCAAUAUCGAUUGCUUCCUUGAUAAUAUGCCUCAUCAUUGAAGCAGUUGUUUGGAAAAAAGUUCGAAGGCCAAGAGUGUCCUACAUGCGCCACGUUACCAUUGUCAACAUCGCUGUUUCUCUGCUUGUUGCCGAUAUCUGGUUCAUAAUCGGGGCUGCAGGUUCUGUAAAGAAGGAAAUACCUCCUUGUACUGCAGCCACUUUUUUCGCCCAUCUAUUUUACCUGGCCCUAUUCUUUUGGAUGCUGGUGUCAGGGCUGUUGCUGUUCUACCGCACCAUCACCGUUUUUGAUAGUGGAAUGAGAAAACGGACCAUGUUGGCUAUUGGCUUUUCCAUUGGAUACGGAGGACCAGUUAUUAUCGCUGUGGUGACUGUAGCGGCCACUGCUGGACAGGGGCAUUACAUACAGUUAGAUGACGCCUGCUGGCUCAAUUGGAACCCAUCUAAAGCUCUACUGGCAUUUGUGAUCCCAGCUUUGACUAUUGUUGCGCUAAACUUCUUGAUCUUGUGUGUGGUCAUCUACAAAAUUAUUCGAAGAAGGACAGGAGCAGACGCUGAAGAAAAGCAUGUCAUCGUGGUGAUUAUCCGUUGCCUGGCAUUCCUAACUCCCUUUUUUGGGUUAACCUGGAGCCUCGGAGUGGGAACAUUGCUUGACAUCAAGGAUAAAAACUCUAGAUUUGGAGUUCAUGUCGCAUUUGCAUUCUUCAAUUCCCUCCAGGGUUUCUUUAUAUUGCUUUUUGGAACUCUCCUGGACAAUAAGGUGCGUCAAGAAAUCACAAAAUCUACAAGUUCAGGGACAACAAGGACCACAUCCGCAGAACAGGCUUCAUCAUCAAGUGGACUGAACAGGAUGCUAAGGCGGAGAGAUGGUUACAAUAUAUCUUCAAAUGUGGAUUCUUUAGACACUAAUACUUAAUGCAAUAGUUUUAACACUGUGUAAUUUUCUAAUAGUAUUUAUAUAUUUAAAUAAUGUUAGAACAUGCUGCUUGUAUAGGAUUGAAUGAAAUGGACAACAAACUGUAAAUGUAAACAUAUUUGUGAAGAAACCAACCAUUAAUUUCUUUACUAUUAAUUUCUGAGAUUUUGAGCAUAAAUUGGUUAAACUGGUGAGUUCAUUGCCAAUUUCAUGUUCAUUGAAAUACCCUAUGUAUUGUGAGAUAGGAGGUCGAAUAUACACUUUAUAUUAAAUAGUACAUUUGGAGGACUUUGUUGCAUAAUCAUGAGUUGUCAGGUUCUGUUUUCAUAGACUCACUAAGGAGUCUUCAAUUAAAAGUGUGAAAUCGAUGCUGUUUACUUACUAAGCAUUCAGGGACUAAUUCAAAGUGUUACCCAUGGGGACCUGCCUUUUGUUUUGUGUGGGGCAACCUGUGCGCUCAGAUGGGUACAAUUAGCACCUGUAAUGCUGUAAUACUAGGCAGGUAUUGGCCAUAACAACUUUUCUACUUGGUCCCUCUAGACAAAACACAGUCUGACCUUAACAAUAGGAAAAGAGCAGUCAGCUCUGUGGUCGUGGGAUCUCUCAAAAAUGUGUGUGGCAAAAUGAUGCAGUUUAAUGGCACUUGUAUAUUUGAUAUUGACAAAAUUCCGUUAAUGCUAAGGCAGAAAUCUGUAGGUAAGAUUUACCCUCUAACUACCCUGCACCUUUGUAAUGUUGCACCAAUGUUUAUUUAUUUUAUAAGUAAAUAGUUUGUAUAUAUUUAUGUAUCUUAUAUUGUAUGUGUGUAUUGUAUAGUGUAAAUGUUAUGCUGUAAACUGUCUACAUAACAAAACUGCAUUACAUUACAAAUGUUCCAAGUUCUGACC
Periophthalmus magnuspinnatus is the source of this 5074-nucleotide messenger RNA. RefSeq names its product adhesion G protein-coupled receptor F5-like. The record is from RefSeq and is a predicted model, not a curated record. Gene Ontology annotation, biological process: cell surface receptor signaling pathway; G protein-coupled receptor signaling pathway. Gene Ontology annotation, molecular function: G protein-coupled receptor activity. Bases 78 to 4187 code for a protein of 1369 amino acids. Lineage: Eukaryota; Metazoa; Chordata; Actinopteri; Gobiiformes; Gobiidae. The transcript is spliced from 22 exons. Gene Ontology annotation, cellular component: membrane.